CUUUGACGGAAACGUCUGCGCGGGGCAUGAUAUCCGUUAGUAAGACCUGUUUCACUGUCUUUUAUCUCUCGGUCAUCAUCACACAUGGAGGGGCUGCAUAUUUUUCUGGUCGUUCUCUUAGGAGUUGUAUCCUGCAGUCAUGAUUCAAUUUCUGGAUCAGUGUUGGAGGCGACAGUCAGACCAGGAGACAACAUCACUCUCUACUGUGACUGUAAAUCAUCAAGUGGAGUAUACAUAGUGUGGUACAGGAACUGCUCUCAUGAGAACCAGCCUUCUCUUGUCCUUAAAGUAAAACGCCAAUCGACGGACAAUGACGCUCUUUUUAAUCUGAAGAUUCUCCCUCGUUUUCAAUUUGUGAGCAACUCUUCUUCUGAAUCCUAUGACCUGCUGAUCAUGAACAUCACUGAGUCUGAUGAGGGCCUCUACUACUGUGGAACUGAACAGCCAAGAGUGGAGAAUAAAGAAUUAAUUAUUCCCAGAAGUGUUUACAGCUAUGGCAACGUCACAACAAGGAUCCUAUUCGAAUCCAGUGAGACUCAUCUCAAUGAGACUCAACGGGACUGUGGUGUUUGUUGGAGUCUGCUGUACUCUCUGUGUCCAGCUUCUGCUGUUCUCUCCUCUCUCCUCUCCUCUCUUCUGGUUUAUCACCUCUGUCAGAAAAAAGCUAAAGAACCUCCAGCUGAUCAGCAAAGACCUCACACAAGACUGAAUCAGGAUGAAGAUGUGUGUUAUGCUGCACUGGAAAUCCGUCCGGCAUCACACAGACCAAAGAAGAAGAAAACCCAGAGUUCUGACUUCAGCACCUAUUCUGCCAUCAAUACUUCUAGGAUGUAGAGAGUCUACAACAAAAGACAUGACUAGAGACUAAGGAUGCUAAUUUUUUUUUUAACCGAUAACCAACCCUCGUUAACCGAUUAUUAACCAUUAACUGACAACAUUAGUACGUCACAUGCAGCGGUGCUAUUUUUAGCGCCUAACAAGCCGCCCAGCUGCAACGAAAAGCCGAUUCACAAAAAAAUUAAAUCCAUCAUUUAUCGCCAGCUGCAGUGUAUACGCAAAACACACAACCAGGGACUCAGUUGUCUGUUAUGCUAUCUAGUUAAGAAAUGAGUAACAUUUGUGGUGAAGAGCGCUAGCAUUAUUACCUACGUGUGUAACAUCGGUACCCAACAACGGCGAUAAGAGACAUCGUCAGAAGUCACGUGACUGCAAGGCAUCUACACCAGCGUUGCUGUUGUGACUGGUAAUAAAUUGUAUAAUGAUGAACGGUAUAAUCCAUUCAUAGGCACAAAUAUAGACCAUUCUGUCACUUUUCUUCCCCCUAUUUAAAGCUGAGCAACAAUCAUCAUUAUCUAUGACUGACAUGUAUGAAA
Sebastes umbrosus (honeycomb rockfish) is the source of this 1373-nucleotide messenger RNA. RefSeq lists its product as uncharacterized. The coding region runs from base 85 to 834 and encodes 249 amino acids. Gene Ontology annotation, biological process: response to bacterium. The record is from RefSeq and is a predicted model, not a curated record. The transcript is spliced from 5 exons. Lineage: Eukaryota; Metazoa; Chordata; Actinopteri; Perciformes; Sebastidae.